This is a messenger RNA of Pisolithus orientalis, 3583 nucleotides long. Its product is annotated as NAD(P) transhydrogenase beta subunit-domain-containing protein. Gene Ontology annotation, biological process: proton transmembrane transport; NADPH regeneration. Gene Ontology annotation, molecular function: NAD binding; NADP binding. The transcript has 21 exons. The record is from RefSeq and is a predicted model, not a curated record. NCBI's taxonomy places the organism in Eukaryota, Fungi, Basidiomycota, Agaricomycetes, Boletales, Pisolithaceae. The coding region runs from base 173 to 3376 and encodes 1067 amino acids. Gene Ontology annotation, cellular component: mitochondrial inner membrane.
GAGUAGUGCCUUAAACCCUGUGGAUAAAGUUCCGGGUGCUACUAGACAAAUGCGUUGACAUGUCAUCGUGCUAGUAAAGGUAUUUUAUGUCACACCACCAAGUCUUCCUACUACCCCUUCGCCCUCGAGGACCUCCUUCGAGCUACAACGCUCUUCAAGUUGUCCCACAAUCAUGUCCUCGUCGGCUUUGCGGCCGCCUGCGGUCAGCAUGAGCUGUCGGUCAUACAAGUCCCAGCUGUUAAUGUCUCGGCGCUGCCGUCAAUCAAUUGCUUCGAACCUUCGUUUGUUCCAUUGCUCUGCGUAUCGUAGAAGUGAAACUCAGUCAUCGAAAAAUCCCGGAAUACCAUAUUCAUCUCUAUCUGUUGGGGCGCCCCGAGAAACAUAUCCAAACGAACGCCGCGUAGCGCUCACUCCGCAAAACGUCGCUUUAUUGAAAAAGAAGGGCUUCUCCAGCGUAUUCGUUGAACGGGAGGCUGGUGCCCACGCCAAAUUCUUAGACGAAGAUUAUAUCAAAGCUGGAGCCACGUUGGUUUCCAGGGAUGAGCUCCUCAACACGGCAGAUAUUUUGCUGAAAGUGCGGCCUCCAUCUCAAGAAGAUGAGGCGAAGCGCUUCAGUGAAGGUAGUACAAUCAUCUCAUUUUUAUACCCAGCCCAGAACAAGUCACUCGUGGAGACACUUGCCUCUCGCAAACUUAAUGUCUUUGCCAUGGACAUGAUUCCCCGCAUAUCGCGCGCGCAGACGUUUGAUGCAUUGAGUUCGAUGGCAAAUAUUGCUGGAUACAAGGCUGUCCUAGAGGCAGCCAACCAUUUUGGUCGAUAUUUAACAGGUCAAGUUACGGCUGCUGGAAAGGUUGCUCCAGGCAAGGUUUUGGUUAUCGGUGCUGGUGUCGCAGGUCUUAGCGCUAUCGCUACGGCUCGUCGUCUUGGUGCUAUAGUUCGUGGAUUUGACACCCGGUCAGCUGCCCGUGAACAAGUACAGUCGCUUGGUGCGGAGUUCCUCGAAGUAGAUAUUACAGAGGAGGGCGGCGGAGCCGGCGGGUAUGCAAAGGAGAUGUCCAAGGAGUUCAUUGAGGCUGAAAUGGCGUUGUUUAUGGAACAAUGCAAGGAUGUCGACAUCGUCAUCACAACGGCUUUGAUUCCGGGUAAACCUGCGCCAAAGUUAAUCACGAAUGAGAUGGUCGCGGCGAUGAAGCAAGGCUCUGUUAUUGUAGAUCUGGCAGCUGAGGCAGGUGGUAACUGUGAGGCAACAAAACCUGGAGAGCUCAUUGUCAAGAAUGGUGUCACUGUGAUCGGCUAUACGGAUCUUCCUUCGCGCCUGCCGACGCAAUCAUCGGCCUUGUAUUCUAACAACAUCACCAAGUUCUUGUUAUCCAUAGGGGAGAACGGACGCUUCAAUGUGGACCUAAACGACGAAGUUGUCAGAGGGUCGAUUGUAGUCCACAAGGGUGAAAUUUUGCCACCAGCUCCUCGACCUGUCCCGCCUCCCGCUACGGCCCCUCCAGCCUCGAAGGUCGAGGAGGUACAGACUAAAGUUAUCACUCCCUGGCAAAAAGCUACCCGGGAAGUAGCCACGGUGACUGCGGGAAUGGGCUCGACUGUCGCGUUGGGAAAAAUCACUAGUGCUGCAUUUAUGAGUAACUUCUUCACAUUUGGUCUCGCUGGUUUGGUUGGAUACCGAGUUAUUUGGGGCGUUGCUCCUGCCUUGCACUCACCCUUGAUGUCCGUUACCAAUGCAAUAUCAGGAAUGGUCGGUGUCGGUGGUUUGUUUGUCAUGGGUGGGGGUUAUCUACCCGAGACUAUCCCACAGUUUCUGGGUGCCCUGUCAGUGCUUCUCGCAAGCAUUAACGUUGCUGGAGGCUUCGUUAUUACAAAGCGUAUGCUGGAUCUUUUCAAGAGACCAACUGAUCCUCCUGAGUUCUCGUGGCUCUAUGGUGUUCCUGCUGUGGUGUUUACCGGGGCUUUCUUGACUGCAGCAAGUACAGGCAUGGCUGGCCUUGUACAAGCGGGCUACUUGACAAGCAGUGUACUAUGCAUCGGGUCCUUGGCCGGUCUGUCAUCCCAAGCCACUGCACGUCAAGGUAACGCACUUGGUAUACUCGGUGUUUUGUCGGGUAUUGUUGCAUCCCUGUUGGCGGUCGGAUUUUCUCCCGCCAUACUUGCCCAAUUCGCUGGAGUUGCUGCUCUAGGUGGUACAGUUGGAGCUAUCAUCGGAAGACGGAUCACUGCAACCGAAUUGCCACAGAUGGUGGCGGCCUUGCAUUCGGUCGUUGGGCUCGCUGCGGUCUUCACGUCUAUUGCAAGUGUCCUCGCGGACCCAUUACACGUGUCCACGCUUCACCAGGUUACUGCUUAUCUUGGAGUCGUCAUUGGUGGUAUUACCUUCACAGGUUCCAUCGUAGCAUUUUUUAAAUUGGCAGGAAAGAUGAGCUCCAGGCCACUGAUGUUACCGGGAAGACAUCUGGUUAACGCCGGUCUGCUGGGCGCCAACGCUCUCACUAUGGCUGCAUUCUUGAAAGCAGGACCUGCUGUACCUCUUGUCGCCGCUGGUUACUUGGGAGCCAGCACGCUCCUCAGUUUCUUGAAAGGCUUCACCACCACAGCCGCAAUUGGAGGCGCUGAUAUGCCCGUCGUCAUCACGGUAUUAAAUGCAUACUCUGGAUUUGCGCUAGUGGCCGAAGGUUUCAUGUUGGAUAAUCCACUCCUUACCACCGUCGGUUCGCUCAUUGGUGUCAGCGGUUCCAUCCUCUCGUACAUCAUGUGCGUUGCGAUGAACAGAUCGCUGACUAACGUAUUAUUUGGCGGCAUCGGUACUAUCGCACCUUCAGAAAGUACAAAGAUCGAGGGAACCAUCACUAAAACAAACAUAGACGAAACUGUGGAAACCCUUGUUAAUGCCGACAGUGUGAUUUUGGUCGUCGGAUAUGGCAUGGCCGUUGCCAAAGCCCAGUACGCGAUUUCUGAAAUAUGCUCCAUCCUCCGUGCAAAAGGGGUCAACGUCCGUUUUGCCAUUCAUCCCGUUGCGGGACGUAUGCCUGGCCAAUGCAACGUUCUGCUGGCGGAGGCCUCAGUUCCCUAUGACAUCGUCCUCGAGAUGGACGAGAUUAACGAUGAUUUCGGCGAUACCGACGUUACACUCGUGAUAGGUGCCAACGACACUGUAAACCCGAUCUCCCUCGAGCCUGGUUCUCCGAUCGCCGGUAUGCCGGUUCUUCAUGCAUGGAAGAGCAAACAGGUUAUUGUGAUGAAACGAGGAAUGUCGAGUGGUUAUGCUGACGUUCCAAACCCGAUGUUCUACAUGCCCAACACUAGGAUGUUGUUUGGGGAUGCGAAAGACUCCUGUGAGGCUAUCAAGAGGGGACUGGGUUCACGAAACUGAGUGGUCUCUUCCUAUUCAUUACAAAUCUCAUUUGUAGGCGCGUUGUUGACCUGCCCUAUCGUUACACUUCCAUAUUGUUAUGUGGCAUUGGGAUAAACGUUCGUUUGUGACCUUAUGCACAGGGACCUUCGCUCGAACGUCGUAGUAUCAUAUAUCUAUCGUAUCCGCUAGUCACGUUUUCGAGUUCGGUUAAAUACGGAGGUUAGU